AAAUUCCCAUCUGUGAUACAAUUUGGAAUAAAUGCGUUUGAUGCCAACACCUUGAAAAAUAUCCCUCAAAAAACAAAAGAACAAGAGCCACCAGCUCCCGAACAAAGUAAAACAUGGGAACCUAAUUUUAAGGGUAUUAAUAAGUGAAAAUAAAUUGCUCUCUGGACUGGUUGAUGGUUUCGGUUGUCCCACUUGAAGAAAGCAGAAAUCUGUAUAUAUUUGCAGAUGAAUUACAUCUGGGAAUGGGCUGCCCUGCAAAUCGGAUACAUACAUAUGUAUAUGAGUUUAUAUAUCUUGUUCAUGAUUGUGGCAUCAGGACAAGGGUAAUUUCUGAGGAAACGCUCCUUUUUCAAACGGAGCUGUACUUUAUCCCAAGGAAUAUACAUCGUGACCCUGAGGAAAUCUCUUUGGAGUGUUCUGCCUCUAGGAAAUCAGUGUGGCUUACACCAGUUUCUACUGAGAAUGACCUAAAAUUGGAUCCUAGUCCUUUUAUUGCUGACUUUCAGGCAACACCAGAAGAGUUAGGAUUAUUAUCUUCUACCAAAUGGCUCUCAGCUAAAGGAGAAAUGGAAACUUGAAGGCGGCAUUAUGUAUUUGGGAGGAAAAGAGUUUUGUUUUUUCAUAGCAAAAAUAUAGUUGCUAUAUAUCUCUCCUUAAGUCUCUGGUUUCUAAAACCCUGCUUCAGUAAAGGUCCUGAUUAGUUGAUUAGUGAAUGUGUAUUUCUAAAUAUUUGUAUUCAAUAGGGGUAUGGCUUAUUAAUUUAAUGUUAACUAUUAGAUAAUUCAUAUUAUACAUUUAUUUAAGCUCUUUUCUGUUCUGUGUAGAAUAUUCAACAAUAUGUCUUCAAUGAUAAUGACUUGAUUUAAUUGAUAUAAACCUCCAAUAAAUAUGUUCUAAUAUUUUUCAGGAAGAAUAAAGAAUAGAGAUAGACAGAAAAAUGUGCAAGAGGGAAAACUUUGAGCCUAGUGUAAAAUUUGACAUAUUAACUAUCACAAAAGACAAAAUCCUUUAUGUGCAGAUAUUUUAAUUCAUGUAGACUUUCCUAUUAAUCACUAAAGUUGAAUCCUAAUCAUAAUGCAAUGUGACAACCUAUUUAGAUUAUUCCAGAAGUAAAUUCAAUUUAUUUUCUAGAGCUCAAGUAACCACCACCUUAGCUGAAAUUUGAUGUUAGGUUUUCCUUUCUCCUCAGUAUGGUCCUUCCACACUCAAAAUGAUUUGUUGAGUUGGUCAAGCAAAGAGUUAUCCUGCCACCUAAGGGAAUCCAUUAAAUAAUCAUUACCACCUACUUUAUACUCUCUUCUUUCCCUUAAACAGGGAGUCUAUAUAUGUAAUAUAUCAAAAAACACUUCUGAUUUUCAUAGAUUUCUUAUAUCGAGAGUGAGAAUUGAACUGUGCCAUUGGCUGUUCAAUCGCUUAUUGAAUCUACGUUUUGAUGUCACGUCCUCCUGGAAACAAAUUUUGCCAAGAUGCUCUGUAUUAUUAUUUUUAAUUAAAGUGGUACUAUUCCAUUUCCAAUAAAAUGCUGCCUAUAGCUGUUUACUUGUCAAAGAAUUUGACACUGUCAUAGUGGGCAUCUCUCUUUGGCAGUUAAUAUGCAGCUAAGAGGUAAUACUUCUAUGGGACUUCCUAAGUGUCAGAAUAGGGUACAAGUAUAUUGCAAUAAGUUAUUUAACCUUAAAGAGAAAACCGUAUCACUAUUAUCCCAGUUUUGCAGAUAAGCAAACAAACGCAGGUUAAAUCAUGUGCCUGAGUCUGACAACUUGUUGGUUUUUGUUGAAGAUUUAAAAUCAGGCAGUGUGCCUCUAGGUCUGUCUCUAUGCUUUCUCUUUGUACAUUAGCAACUAUACUCUACUGCUUGUGAUUAUCUUAAGUCGCUGAACUUUAGUGCUCUAGAAAACAAUUGUUAUUCAAGCAGUUACAUAAUUCUCAAUAAAACAACGUUUAGCAA
Messenger RNA from Sapajus apella (tufted capuchin), 1948 nucleotides. It is a transcript of the gene OOSP2, whose product is annotated as oocyte secreted protein 2. The transcript has 4 exons. NCBI's taxonomy places the organism in Eukaryota, Metazoa, Chordata, Mammalia, Primates, Cebidae. The coding region runs from base 174 to 578 and encodes 134 amino acids. The record is from RefSeq and is a predicted model, not a curated record.